AGCCAACUCUCAUCCACUUCAGCUCCAGUUCCCAGUGGCAGCAGUUUAUACACACAGAUUCUCCGUCAGCAUGGCCGAUCCCAACACAAAGCCCAAGUACACAAAACUCUUCAUCAACAAUGAGUUUGUGGAUGCCGUCUCGGGCAAGACCUUUGCCACAGCCAACCCAGCCACUGGCAAGGAAAUCGUCAAAGUGGCCGAAGGAGACAAAGCUGAUGUGGAUCUGGCAGUGAUUGCGGCCAAGAAGGCUUUCCAUCGCAACUCCGACUGGCGCAAGUUGAGUCCCCUGCAGCGCACCAAUCUGAUCAACAAGCUCUGCGCACUGAUGGAACGCGACAAGGAAUUCCUUGCCAGCCUGGAGACCCAGGACAAUGGCAAACCCUAUGCCGAGGCCCUCUUCGAUGUCACCUACUCGAUACUGACGCUGCAGUACUAUGCCGGCUGGACCGACAAGUUCUUUGGCGACACCAUUCCCGCCGGAGGUUUCACCUCGAUGACCCGCAAGGAGCCCGUGGGCGUUGUCGGCCAGAUCAUUCCCUGGAACUACCCUCUGCUGAUGCUCGCCUGGAAGUGGGGCCCCGCCCUGGCCGUGGGCUGCACCAUCAUCAUGAAGCCGGCGGAGCAAACGCCACUCACCGCCCUGCACAUGGCUGCCCUGACCAAGGAGGCGGGCUUCCCAGCGGGCGUCAUCAACAUCAUCAAUGGAUUCGGUCCCACUGCCGGGGCGGCCAUCAGCGAGCACCCGGACAUCGCCAAGGUGGCGUUCACCGGCUCCGUGGACAUUGGUCGCAUCGUGAUGCAGGCAGCAGCCAAGUCCAACCUCAAGCGGGUGUCCCUGGAGCUGGGCGGCAAGAGUCCAGUGGUGGUCUUCGAUGAUGCGGACAUUGACUUUGCUGUGGAGACCACACACGAGGCUCUGUUCUCCAAUCACGGCCAGAGCUGUUGCGCCGGCAGUCGCACCUAUGUGCACGAGAAGAUCUACGACAAGUUCGUGGAGAAGGCCGCCGCCAAGGCCAAGGCCCGCAAGGUGGGCAACCCCUUCGAGGAGAACGUGCAGCAGGGUCCCCAAAUCGAUCAGGAGAUGCUCACCAAAGUCCUCGGCUACAUUGAGAGCGGCCAGAAGGAGGGCGCCAAGCUGCAGGCUGGCGGCAAGCGUAUCGGCAAUGUGGGCUUCUUCGUCGAGCCCACUGUCUUCUCGGAUGUGAAGGAUGGCAUGAGGAUUGCCCAAGAGGAGAUCUUCGGACCUGUUCAGUCCAUCUUCAAGUUCAGCAGCCUCGAUGAGAUCAUCGAUCGGGCCAAUAGUGUCCAGUACGGCCUGGCCGCCGGCAUCAUCACCAAUGACAUCAACAAGGCCCUGAAGUUUGCCAACAACGUGGACGCCGGCUCCGUCUGGAUCAACUGCUACGAUGCUGUCCUCCCCCAGACGCCCUUCGGUGGCUACAAGCACUCUGGCAUUGGUCGCGAACUGGGCAAGGAUGGACUGGACAACUAUCUGGAGACCAAGACCAUCACCAUGAAGCUGCUCUAAGUUCGUACAGC
Messenger RNA from Drosophila obscura, 1539 nucleotides. Its product is annotated as aldehyde dehydrogenase X, mitochondrial. The record is from RefSeq and is a predicted model, not a curated record. Bases 71 to 1528 code for a protein of 485 amino acids. The transcript has 5 exons. Gene Ontology annotation, molecular function: aldehyde dehydrogenase (NAD+) activity. NCBI's taxonomy places the organism in Eukaryota, Metazoa, Arthropoda, Insecta, Diptera, Drosophilidae.